Molecule: messenger RNA, 2439 nt
Organism: Limanda limanda (common dab)
Lineage: Eukaryota; Metazoa; Chordata; Actinopteri; Pleuronectiformes; Pleuronectidae
Product: vesicle-fusing ATPase-like
Exons: 23
Coding region: 1-2439 (812 amino acids)
Biological process (GO): intra-Golgi vesicle-mediated transport; SNARE complex disassembly; Golgi to plasma membrane protein transport
Cellular component (GO): Golgi stack
Molecular function (GO): ATP hydrolysis activity; ATP binding
Source: RefSeq, a predicted model, not a curated record
AUGUUAAACGCUUUCACCACCACCGUCAACAUUCCCAACAUCUCCGGUGUGGAGCAGCUGGUGGAGGCUCUGGAGAUGCAAAUGGACAUUGACAAAGUGGACGACCUGAUACAGGACAACACGGAGCAGCAGGAGCCUGCCAAGGAAACAAAGAUGAGCGGCUGCAUGCACAACUGUCUGGACGUCUUUUUGGAUUUGAAGUCAAUGUUUGCAUUAUUUUCUUUGCUGUCUUUCCAGAUUUUGCAAGCGGCUCGAUGCCCGACAGACGAACUGUCAUUGACCAACUGUGCCGUCAUCAAUGAGAUGGAGCCACAGUUUGAACAACACGUGGCCGUGCGCAAUUUAAACCACAACUUUGUGUUCACCUUGAAGAAGCAUCCGAGUGUCAACUCCGGGACCAUCGCCUUCAGUCUGCCACAGAGGAACUGGGCAUGCCUAUCGAUUGGCCAAGAGGUUGAAGUAACAAACUACAAGUUUGACAAGUCCAAGCAGUGUAUAAGCAGCAUGACAGUGGAGAUAGACUUCCUGCAGAAGAAGAACGUGGACAGCAACCCGUACGACUCCGACAAGAUGGCCGGCGAAUUCCUCCAGCACUUCAACAACCAGGCUUUCUGCGUUGGCCAGCAGCUGGGGUUCAGCUUCUGUGAUAAGCUGUUUGGCUUAGUGAUAAAAGACAUUGAGGCCAUGGACUCCAGCAUCCUGAGUGGAGAACAAGCCUCUGGCAAGAAACCGAAGAUUGAGAUUGGUUUGUUGCUGGGAAACAGUCAGGUGAUUUUUAAGAAGUCAGAAACCUCGUCCAUGACUCUGAUUGGGAAAGCCAAGACCCGAGAGUCUCCCCAGUCUAUCAUCAGCCCGGACUGGAAUUUUGAGAAGAUGGGCAUUGGCGGCCUUGACAAGGAGUUCUCUGACAUCUUCCGCAGAGCCUUCGCCUCCCGAGUCUUCCCAACAGACUUGGUCGAACAGAUGGGCUGUAAGCAUGUGAAGGGGAUCCUGCUGUACGGACCCCCAGGCUGCGGUAAAACCCUGAUGGCACGACAGAUUGGCAAGAUGCUCAAGGCCCGGGAGCCGAAGAUAGUCAACGGCCCCGAGAUCCUCAACAAGUACGUCGGGGAGUCUGAGGCCAACGUCAGGAAGCUGUUUGCAGACGCUGAGGAAGAACAGAAGAGGCUCGGGUCCAACAGCGGCCUCCACAUCAUCAUCCUCGAUGAGAUCGAUGCCAUCUGUAAGCAGCGUGGCAGCAUGGCCGGCAGCACCGGCGUCCACGACACUGUGGUCAACCAGCUGCUGUCCAAGAUCGACGGAGUAGAGCAGCUCAACAACAUCCUGGUCAUAGGGAUGACCAACAGGCCGGACCUGAUAGACGACGCCUUAUUGAGGCCAGGAAGACUGGAGGUCAAGAUGGAGAUUGGGUUACCGGAUGAAAAGGGCCGAAGUCAGAUCCUUCACAUCCACACAGCGAAGAUGCGUCAGUAUGAGCUGCUGGCCAACGACGUGGAUGUUAAGGAACUGGCCGUGGAGACCAAGAACUUCAGCGGUGCCGAACUGGAGGGUCUGGUCAGGGCUGCACAGUCCACCGCCAUGAACAGACAUAUAAGGGCCAGUACCACUGUGGAGGUGAACAUCGAGACGGCGGAGAAGCUGCAGAUCAGCCGGCUGGACUUCAUCACGUCGCUGAAUAAUGACAUCAAACCUGCGUUCGGUACCAACCAGGAGGAUUUUGCCAGAUUCAUAAUGAAUGGUAUCAUCCGGUGGGGCGACCCGGUGUCGGCGGUGUUGGAGGACGGGCAGCUGCUGGUGAAGCAAACGAAAAACAGUGACCGCACGCCCCUCGUCUCCGUGCUCCUGGAAGGUCCACCGAACAGCGGCAAAACGGCGCUGGCAGCUAAGAUUGCGCAAGACUCCCAGUUCCCUUUUAUCAAGAUUUGCUCCCCCGACGACAUGAUCGGAUACUCAGAGAUUGCAAAAUGCCAGGCCAUCAAAGAGAUAUUUGAAAAUGCCUACAAAUCCCAGCUGAGCUGUGUGGUCGUGGACAACAUCGAACGCUUGUUCGACUAUGUCCCAAUCGGUCCUCGUUUCUCGAACCUUGUGCUUCAAGCUCUGCUGGUGUUGGUCAAGAAAACUCCUCCUAAGGGCCAUAAGCUGCUGAUCAUUGGCACCACCAGUCGAAAAGACGUCCUCCAGGAAAUGAGGAUGUUAAACACGUUCAGCACCACCAUCCACAUUCCCAACAUCUCCAGUGGGGAGCAGCUGGUGGAGGCUCUGGAGCUGCUGGGCAGUUUCCAGGAGAAGGAGCGGAACAUUAUAGCUGAAGCUGUGAAGGACCACACUCUGUGGAUUGGCAUCAAAAAGCUGCUCAUGCUGAUUGAAAUUGCCGUGCAGAUGGAUCCCGACCACAGAGUGAGCAAGUUCCUCAGCCUGUUGACGGAUGAAGGAGCGUAA